CUCGAUUAUUGAUUUCUCUUAAAUCUUUUCACAUUGAUUCCAAAAAACCAAACUUAUCUUAUAUCACCUUUGAUUGAACUCUUACUAUGGAUGCUGAGCUCCCAGAUCAUCCUUUGUCAUCUAAUCACAUCAUGGAACUCGACUAUACCCUUGACGCCGAUAUGGUCUCUCCUGAUAGAUUCGAUUGUGAACUUCAAUCGGAUUGUGAUCAAUUCAUGGCUUCUAUUCAAUCCACUGAUCCUCAAGAAGUUGAAAUGACCGAUGACUACUCAUCGGCUCCUUUCGAACUUGACUCUUGUCAAAAGAUAAACGUAUUGGCGCCCAUUACUUCAGAACUCCCAAUCAACGACUUCCCCACAUUUAUCGACUCCAACUUAUCGACUUACGGAAGGGACAUUAUAAAUCUGCCUCCCUCUUCCACUUCCGAUCUCACCUCAUCCCUUUCAAUGGGCAUUGAAAACCCUGUCGAGAUUGAACCUGUGCACCUUCCUACAUUCGACUCACAAGCCUUUUCAGUUCAAACUUCGGUGCCCUUGGUACAACCAGCGGAGCCUGUCCGUGCAAGUGAUGAACCCAAGCAACUCGAGCGUGAUUCCGCUCCAAUUCUCAACGAUCAAAAUGCAGCAGUGACUGAUGAGACCUUUGAACAAGCUUCUCUAUCUGACGUCGUAUCUGGAACCGGUUCAACUUCCGAGGCUGAGCCUCACGUUGCGCCUCACCAAGAUGAAGCCCACUCAAUCAUUCAGCCUACUGCUGAAGCACUGUCCUCACUGGCCCAGGCCGAGGACGGUGAGCAGAGCGUCACCGUAGCAGACGAAGUGCCCCCAGACUCUCUUCCGCUGCUUCCGCAAUUGACAACAGACGUCCAGACAUCUAUCGAGGAACCCAUCGAGUCACUGAACACUGAUGAAAUUACUGCCGUUGAUGAGAGCCUCGAAUUACAUCCAAGACCUCGAAUUGACCUCCUUGAACACGUCAGAACGGAGUUCGAGGUACUUGAAAUCAUCGACGAAAAUACUCUUGACCCACAGGAGCAAAUGAUCAAGCAAGCCCCCUGCAUUAGAUUAUUGUGCGAAGAUUGCGAGUAUAAUGUAUUUCAACGCUUGUCUGCCUCAAACUCAUCGAACGACCCCAAUCCAGAAUCCUGUCCAGGCGAAGAACCUCUAUUAUUGGGUGAAUUGGCGGAUCAAGCAAUCUACUUUGCUCCGCUCGGGGACUUCAUUGAGACUCUUCGUCAGAUUUUUCCCGAUUUUACUCAGACUGACCACAGCGAACUUGUAUUGAGCUUUCCCGACCUCGAAGCUCGCAUUCCUGAGGAUAAUGUAUACACUCGCGAGCUUUCACUUUUUGAUAUAGAUCGCCUUCAUGUAGGCGCCAACCUCCCCAGUCGACUUUUGGUCAGCUUAGAGAAACAGCCCAGGCUCAUCCAUCGAUUCAACGUCUUGGCCAAACAUGUAUGGAAGCAAAAUUUAACAGAACCUUUGGACGCGGAACAAGGCGACACGGAGGAAGACUCUUGCGAAGAUUAUGAAGCUGAACAAGCUCCGGAGCACGUUGAUCUUGAAGACGCAACGAUCACGGAAGGGCCUCUUGCUAGUGUUGAAGAAGUUUUAACUGUGGACGAAGACACAGUAGGUAAGGCACAUGAUGCUAGUAGCUCAGCUGUUCAUUUGGACCCACCUAUGAUAUCUGAGGGUGAUGUGGGCUCUGAUUUACCCGUGACACCAACAAAUGGAUCAACUGAACCUAUUCAGUUGAUCGAUGUCUCCAUACCGAGCAAUCAUAACGUAGCAGAGCAUGACAAUGAGGAAGAUGAUAAGAAUAAACACGUGCAAGCUGAUUGUGUCGUCAAAGAUACUUGCACCUCGUCAUCGCAAUCCGCCCUUCGUGAUUCAGCACGAUCAUUACAUCUCGAUAAUAGCACGCCUGAUUCGGCAGAAUGCCAAGAUCAGCAUUUCGAUGGGAUGGUCAAGGACUUUCCGAAAUCAGUUUUAACUCCGGUUGUGCAAGGUCAUUUUGUAGCCGAGAACACCCUUGAGUCUGAUCUGCGAGAUGAUCAAACCGUUGACUGCGACAGUCCUACCGACAAAACUGCUGAUGGUGAAGAACUGGACUCGGUUGAAGCAAGUGAAGAGGCCUUGAAGAACCCCACAACCGGAGCCACGCCGGCUGACAAGCUAGAACACCCAGAUGAACUCUCAGUACCACACUCCAAUUUGAAUCAGGAGGCCGCCGAACCUGUCACCUCGAAGUAUCAUUCUGUUGAUGACGAUGAACUAAUAUCAAAUGGGACGGUUCUGGGCUGUGAGGGCUCCGAUGAUGACGUAGAAGAAAUCACGGACGCACGAUUUGACACAAUCAUCGACAACAGUCCGCUACUGAAUUCUGUCACCUCCAAUUCGAAUGACCCUGCAGCUGUCAGCCUUGCCAAACAGCCCUUCAUCUCUGGUGUAGUUAGUUCUGCCGAUCUUUCUCGUUCCCCAAAUGAAACGAAGAAACGACCUGUCGAUUACGACAAUGAUGCUUGUUGCACUCAUCAAGACGAAAACGAUGGAGGUAGUCCACAAUCCGAGCGCUAUCUGGUGAGAAUGAUAUCGGCACCUGACUCUUCAAGACAGUACCGAUGUAUUCCGGUUGUACCAGCAGCCAUCCCUCCUGGGCUUUGAGACUCCGAAAAUCUAGCACUCUGAUCGAUUUUCGGCGGGUUAUCUCAUUGUCUCCCUGCUAAAUAAAUGGCUACCAUAUCAUGCCACUCAAGACUGAUCUCUCCCGCGUUAUCACUGGAUUUCCGUCACGAUCUCACAACAUCUUCAAUUUUCCACCCAUUAUAUCGCAUUUACUGCCAUAACAACAUGAAGCACGCAUCCUGCCAGCUCUGAAGACCUUGCUUUCAAGAUUUGCCUUUUUCCUCCAUGCGGCUGUUACUAAUGCUCCAGAUUUUAUCCCCGUAGUGCCUUCUUUAUCCUCGUAGCUUACAGAUCCGCACAACAAGAAUGAAAUUGGACACGCCAAAGCCUAAGCGUUUUCACAAGAUUUAGGUAUGUUUUUUGACCCAGACCGACGAAGCUGAUAUUACAUUUUUAUUUUUGAGAUUUGCGCGAUGAUUGGUAAUUGAGAUGAUUCAAUACAAGCCCUUGAAAAAUCAGAGCUAAGGUUGUCAGUAGUGUGAUUGGGUUGAAAUCGCCGAUUCUGUCAGUUUGAGCGGGAUAAAAUAGUUGUAAUGCUAUUGGUAAUUAUACUUGUUAAAUUUGUACGGACAAUACUUUUUGCUAUUUUCACGGAGGAAGAGGCUAGCUUUGGGGAUUAUGGUAGAUCUACUCUUAUGAAUGUCAAAAUAAGCAAUGAAAAUCAACAAGUAAGCCU
Molecule: messenger RNA, 3363 nt
Organism: Melampsora larici-populina 98AG31
Lineage: Eukaryota; Fungi; Basidiomycota; Pucciniomycetes; Pucciniales; Melampsoraceae
Exons: 5
Coding region: 87-2666 (859 amino acids)
Source: RefSeq, a predicted model, not a curated record